GCGCCUCAUUUGACGCUCCACCCUCCGCACGCGGAGGGAUCGAUCCGUUCUCUUUCUCACGUGUUCUCUCAUUAUUUCCUCUUCUCCACCUCUCUGGUCCUCUCUUUUAUCGUCGGAUUCUGGCGCGACCGAUCCAGUCUCUUCUUGAUUCGGAUUCUUCCCGGUUCCUUUCCGGUACUUUCGAGGAUCUCGCGGACCUUUGGCGAAGGAUAUAUCAAGCAACAAUGUUUCGUUCGAUAAUGCAAACAUUGGCCUUUCUUUACAAGCCUUAUGCGUUGGCUGUAUUGUCCAUCGGCUAUGUUCUAGCAGAAUUAGGUCAUUUUGUAAUAGGUGUAACGAGCAAAGAUAUCGCCGAGGAUCUGCAUUACGGAGAUAUUUCCUGCCAAUUUAAUUCGACAACACUGUGGCUGGUCGACCUCCCGGUGCAAUGCGAAACUGCGAAGAAUUCCACCUACUGCGAGUCCCUGGAAUUGAACGGAUCUCAUUACUGCGAGUGGAAUUACAACGGCCUCGGCCUGGACUAUCAAAUCCUAGCGGGACCUAGCUUCAUCGCGGUCUAUACGAUCGUCGGUAUUAUCCUGGGCAUUGCGGCUGAUAGAUAUAACCGAGUGAGGCUGCUGACGGUUUGCACUUUGGUCUUCAGCGUUGCAAUCUUUCUGAGCGGAGCGGUGAAGGAAUACUGGCAGCUUCUUAUUCUACGAAUGGUCCUGGCGGCGGGGGAGGCAGGAUGCAAUCCGAUGGCGACUGGUCUUCUGUCCGAUUGGUUUGAGGAAGACCAACGUGGCCUUGUCAUGUCCAUGUUUAAUUGGGGCAUUUACGGUGGUUACGGUAUCGCCUUUCCGGUCGGUCGCUACGUGCCCGAACUAAACGUCUGGGAUCUGGGAUGGCGAGCCUGUUAUUACGGCGCCGGUGUGAUCGGCUUAAUCAUCGCCGUCCUCACCGGUCUGACACUCACCGAGCCGGAGAGAAAGACGAUCGGCGAGGAGGCCAACGAUGGGAAGCAAGUAUCGAUUUGGAAAGCGCUACUGCAACCGCGAAUUAUUCUCUUAUGCCUCGCAGCCAGCAUCAGACAUUGCGGUGGCUUGUGCUUCGCUUACAAUUGUGACCUAUACUACCGGGAUUAUUUCCCGGAUUACGAUCUGGGUUGGUGGCUUUUCGCUGUCACGAUCGUCAUCGGCAGUAUCGGUGUCGUGGCCGGCGGGAUAAUUAGCGACAAGUUUGUGGCGAAAAUGGGAAUUCGGUCGCGCGUAGCUUGUUUGGCAAUUAGUCAGAUAAUUGCGACGCCGUUCGCAUUCGGUUCGGUGUAUUUUAACCCUCUUUGGGCUAUGAUUACACUGGGAAUUUCUUACUUCUUCGCCGAAAUGUGGUUUGGAAUAUUAUUUGCCAUCGUGGUGGAAAUCGUUCCUCUAAAUCUGCGAUCGACCACCGUCGGCGUCUUUUUAUUUGUCAUGAAUAACAUCGGCGGAAACUUACCGAUAUUAGUCGAGCCCACCAGAAUGGUCAUUGGUUUCCGAGAAUCGUUGUACAUUUAUUAUGCUGGAGCCUACGGCGUCAGUUCCAUUAUGUUCUUCUUCACUAUGUUCCUAAUGGACGGAUCUGCGGAGGUGGAGAGCCAAGUGGACAGGGAAGUGAAGACCGCUUCGUCGGCGUACGACAAUAGCACAUUCACUAACGACGACGGCCAAUUGUCAACAUUGGAGUUACCACGGUUUCCGGCGCGACCGCCGCUCUACGAAAAUUCUCGAUUAUGAGCCGGUUGCUCCAAAAAGUAGCUGUAAAUAAUGCUUCGAAUCAAGCUAAAGUACAAUAGGACGGGGGCGGCAAUAACCCAUUAACUCUUAAUAAGAAAUCAAUUUCAAGAAAAAUGCCAGGAGAAAUGGCUAUAAAUAUACUUACAGCUUUCUUUUUGUUGACGAUAAAAGAAUAUCAAAGUGUGAUAUUUCUUUUGCGUUUUUUGUGUCUCCGUCGAUCGUUGAUGGGUUAAAGUUCCUCGCGUCGAACUGAUUGUGAGACUUGUGAAAUUGUGCGCAAUUUUUUACCAAGCAACAGCUGCGACAAUUAAGAAUUCCGCUGUUUGAAUGUAACGUGUUGCAAAACGCUUUGUAAAUACGAAUUAUUACGUAAGAUUCUUGAUAAGGAAUUGUAUAAAAAGCUUGGUAAACUUCGAGGAUAAUCUUCGUGGUGCGUUUUGCGCUCUUAAAGUAAAUAUUUGUAAUAAAUAAAUUUUAGAAAAAAAUCUGUAUAUAAGAAGAAUUAAAGUAAUUAUAACAUACGCAUUUCACAUAUCUAAUUAGGAAAACGGAUAGAUCCAGGUAUCGCGCGAAAUACAUCCGCACAUCAACUCAGCAUCGAUUGCCUCUCGCAAAAAAUAUAUUUUAUUUAGAAAGUCACAUAAAUUAAUUAAUAUUAAGUGGCGAUUGGUUUCGGUGUUAUCACAUGUUAUAGACAGCCUGUAUUGAGUUCACCAUGACGGAUAAUACAAAACGGCAAUAAUAAUGUA
Molecule: messenger RNA, 2500 nt
Organism: Nylanderia fulva
Lineage: Eukaryota; Metazoa; Arthropoda; Insecta; Hymenoptera; Formicidae
Biological process (GO): transmembrane transport
Cellular component (GO): membrane
Molecular function (GO): transmembrane transporter activity
Source: RefSeq, a predicted model, not a curated record